Molecule: messenger RNA, 5448 nt
Organism: Metschnikowia bicuspidata var. bicuspidata NRRL YB-4993
Lineage: Eukaryota; Fungi; Ascomycota; Pichiomycetes; Serinales; Metschnikowiaceae
Gene: ECM29
Product: Ecm29p
Exons: 1
Coding region: 1-5448 (1815 amino acids)
Biological process (GO): proteasome assembly
Cellular component (GO): nucleus; cytoplasm
Molecular function (GO): molecular adaptor activity
Source: RefSeq, a predicted model, not a curated record
AUGGCCUCCAGUGAAUUGGACUUGGUGGAAAAAGUCGACUUGCGCUUGGCGCUUGCCGAAUCCGACGCCCAAUUGGAACAGGCACUCGCCCUGUUUUUGCCGCCGUUGCUUUUGAAACUCGCCAGCAGUGAAGCCGCCGUCCGCCAGGCCGUGUUCCGCACAAUUCAAAACGUGUUUCCACGGAUCACCGCCGCCAGAUCGUUGCAAUUGCCCGUUUCUGCGUUGCUCCAGCAAGCCAAGACGCCCAGCUUGCCCCCGGGCGCAGACCCGAGCUCCGUGCGGCUCUAUUCGCUUCUAUUCUUGUCGAAAGGAAUCGAGCGGCUCACGCCUCCAGAACGGGCGGCGCUUGUGCCGCAGGUGAUCCGCGGCAUCAGCUCCGGACUGGGCGCUGUGCCUGCCAGGCUUUUCAGUGUCCUCGUGAAGUUGCUCGAGGGCUGGAAGGCGCCGCAAAACGGGUCUGCAGAAGCCGAAAACAUGCGUGGCCGCUUGGGUUUCGGGGCGGCGGAUCCCGACGAGCUCUACGUCGCGCUGAAAGCCGGCAAGUUCUUCAUGCUUCAGCCCAACCCCAACCCGCUCCCGGCGCAGUCGCCGGGGCUAGGCUUGGAGGACUCGGCGUUCUUUACCACGGAUGCUGGGGUGGCAUACAAGACGUACGACGACAUCACCAAAACCAAACACGUGCUCUUGGAAUUCCUCAAGACAGGGUUCUCGGACCGUGCGUUGGCGUUGCCGCUUUUGGUCGCGUCCACCGACCCGUUGACUGCCCUUGCAGAACCCGCCCACGCGCGGUUCAAGAAACUAGACGUGGACCUAGAGUCCGAGCAGUUUGUGGGCCAGCUUGUGGACUUGUUCUUGGGCAAUGACAAAGUGCCGCCCGCCAAGCCAACGCUUCAGGAGCGCAUUUUGGCCGUGCUCUGCAAAAGCAGCGUGGCGGUGGCGCACCCCGAAAUCCGCCAGGUCUCCGACACCGGCCUUCUGUCCGAAUACGGCAGGUUGCGCCAGACCGCCGUGGCGUUUGUGCGCAGAGUCACGUCCGCCUCCUCGGCGCGUGCCGCCAGUGCCGGAAUCAGCCACGACUUCAACGUGCUGGUCGCCUCGCGAUUGAAGGAGGCUGUCAUCUCGGAGGGCUGGCCCCAGAUGGACCGGUCGCGCAUCACCAACUUCCGUGCUGCCGUCGGACUGAGGGAGUUGCAGUACGAGGCGUUGGGCGAUGUCUUGCGCAAUUCGCCCGCGCUUUGGCGCGACGAUUUGACGUACUUGAGGUUUCUCUACGCGUCUUUGGAGGGCGAGUCUGCAGACUUGGUACCUUGUCUCCAGGGCGUUCUCUCGGCGCUCAGCAUACAUCUCCCGGGCCUCUCGGAUCUGUGCAAACGCGAGUUGAGGGUCUUCUUGAAAGGCUUCUUGCAGUCUUCACGGCACGACGGCAACUUCAAUUCGUGCAAGUAUCUUGCCAUCAAGCACGUGAACUGCACGUUUCCGUUCGAAGACGCCGAGGCCAGGCUCUUGUGCAUUUUCGGAACUGUGAAGGAAAAUAACUUGGAGACUCGCGAAGAGGCCGAGCGGGGCCUCCAUCCGUACCACUUCAACUUGCUCCGGUCCUCCAACACCGCCGACUUCAUAUCGUCUCGAGACUAUUUGGGCCUCCAUUCUGAGGUGGCGUUCCCAAGCUUCUCGGACAUGGUGGCGGUGCUUGCUGGUGCCUUGGCUGACCCUGUCGAGGCAGCAAAGUACGGGAGGAGCGCCAUCAAGUUCACGCUUAGCGUAUUGGUCAUGCAAGCCAUCAAAGGCAAAACUACCGUCGUUGUGAUCGACGAGGAUUGGGCCCGCAGGCUCGACAAGGCACUCGAGAUGGACGAGGAUGUGCGUCUGUUGGUGAUCGCUGAGAUCGACACCGCCGCCCGGGCGGAUGUCUCCAUGCACGCGCAUGACGACGUCCACCCCUCGCCAUUCCACGUCUUUUUGACCCUCGUUUUCGAAGGUUUUGUUGGUGCCGCUGAGCCGGCGCAUGGCUCGGUUUUUGCUCUUCUUGUUUCUCUCUCUCCAUCGUCCGUUAUUGGAGCCUUCGCUUCAACAAUCCUGCGCCAGGUUCAAAGUCUCCACGAUCGGGUGUUGCUCCCUGGCGAUUUGAGAGACGCCUCCAAGGCGUUGAGUAUAAUCGUGACUCACGAAAGCAACGAAAUCAGCGUCGCCCAUGACAUCAUGAGGGCUUUCGCGAAGAACUUGUCGACUUCGAAUGACAAGGAGAGGUUCAUCUCGGUCGCGGCCCAUGUCCUUGCCAAACUUGCCCUUCGACAAAGACUCGAAGAAAUCGACGUUGGUAUCAUUGAGCACUUUUUUAAAGUAGUUCACGAGUCGCUUGGGGACAUGCGGCUCUAUGAUACUUGCAUUGAAGGGUUGUCCCAGCUUGCCAUUUUCGGUGUUUUAGGUCCCCGCUUGUCUUUGGGUGGUCAGGUAGCCACCCACUUGGAACAAUUCAUGUGCAUAAUUGAGCUGAAGCUCAAGUCAUUCCAUGAGAGCUCUGUGCUUGCCUUGAGCAAACUCGCUUUGGCAAUGCCCUCAACUUAUGACCCCGACAGCAGCCAGUUGUUGCCAAUCGAGCAGAGAAUUUUUGACGCUCACACUUCAAAACAGAUCGAGUUUAUCUUCACAUGUGGCGAUGCGCUUCUGAUUCUAGCUGGAGGCUGGCUGUCCAAGCUUCUUCGACAAAACCUUGAUAUCCAGGGCCAGACUGUUGAGUAUGUGCCGGUAUCUACGGGCCGCCUCGAGCCCAUCUUAAACCAUGUUCUCCAGGCUACCACACAAAGUAAGCCCGCUUUGAGAAAAUCAGGCUGUGUCUGGCUUCUAGCAAUCGUGCAGUAUUUGCCAAGCGAUUCUCUCAUCAGGGGAAAGGCAACGGAGAUCCAUUCCGCAUUCAUGAGGUUUUUGGUCGACAGAGAUGAAAUGGUACAAGAGGCUGCUGCUCGCGGACUCAGCCUUGUAUAUGACAUGGGUGAUGCCGACUUGAAGGAGACUCUUGUGAAGGGUUUGUUAAGGUCUUUCACCGACGCCAAUGCUUCGAGCGCGUUGUCUUCCGGAAGCGUUGAUCUUGACACGCAGCUCUUUGAUAAAGACGUAUUGAAAACACACGAUAGUUCUGUUUCCACCUACAAAGAUGUGCUUACAUUGGCCUCAGAUGUGGGAGACCCAAGUUUGGUCUAUAAGUUCAUGUCUUUGGCGAAGUCAAACGCUCUUUGGUCCUCCAGAAGAGGAAUGGCCUUUGGUCUUGGGUCGAUCUUGUCUAAGUCAAGUCUUGAUCAAAUGCUUGCAGAAAACCCCCACUUGAGUCAGCGCUUGAUUCCAAAGUUGUACCGGUACAAGUUUGAUCCAAACCAAGGGGUGUCUCAGUCGAUGAACGAAAUAUGGACGUCAUUGGUCGGCGAUACUUCCAAAGUUGUUGGUGAGUAUUUUGACCCUAUCUUGCGAGAGAUUUUGAAGGGAAUGGGUAGCAAGGAGUGGAGAGUGCGUCAAGCAAGCGCUGUUGCCUUGAACAAUCUCUUGCAAACUCAGCCCAUGGAGAAAUACGAAAUGAAACUCGAGGAAGUGUGGAACAUGAGUUUCCGUGCUAUGGAUGACAUCAAGGAGAGUGUUAGAAAAGAGGGGCUGAAUUUAUCCAAGACCCUCGCAAGAAUCUUGAUCAGAUCUGCAGACUUGAGCACGGGCAAAGUCUCUGCAUCAAAAGCUGCUGAGGUGUUAGAUCAUCUCAUACCAAUGUUCAUGGGCAGCAAGGGGCUACUUAGUGACGUCGAGGACGUCAGAUCAUUUGCCUUGGAGACUAUCUUGAAACUCUGCGACAUCGGUGGCAAGGCUAUCAGGCAACACGUUCCGGCUCUUUUGUCCAACUUCAUCGAGCUCAUGUCCACCUUGGAGCCUGAGGUCAUCAACUACCUAGUUUUAAAUGCGGACAAGUACAACCUCGAUAGCAACGAUGUUGAUGCGAAGCGUCUCCAGAGCCUUGGCCACUCGCCAAUGAUGGAUGCCAUUGAGAAGCUCAUGAACCAAAUCGACGAGCCAAUGAUGCCUGAGAUUGUCAGACAGCUCAAAGUAUCGGUGAAAAAGUCCAUCGGACUCCCCUCUAAGGUUUGCGGUAGCCGUGUUAUUGUCAACCUCGUCUCGGCGCACAGCGCCAUUGCACGUCCUUUUGGAGACGCCAUGUUGGCCCUAUGCGAAAGCCAGCUCAAAGACAGAAACGCCACCGUAUCCCAGUCAUACGCUGCGGCGGCCGGCCAUUGCUGUAAAGUUUCUAGUGUUGAAGCUAUUGUGAAUUACAGCAAGAAGAUCGAGUCUAUGUACCUUGAAGACGAAGACUCCAAAACCCGCAAACUCGCGGCAAUUGCUUCUGAGGCUGUCAGUAGAUACAGCAGUGCGGACAAAUUUGAUCUUGUUGCCUCGGCCUUCUUGCCCUUGGCAUUUGUCGGCAGACACGACGGAGAUACUGGGGUCAGCACUGCGUUUGACAAAGAAUGGGUGGAGUAUUCCAGUGGAAAUAAUGCCAUCAAGCUCUACUUUCAUGAAAUCUUUGCAAUCUGUGACGUGAAUAUUCGUUCAAAUGACUACAACGUCAGACAAACAAUGGCCAGAACUAUCGUUGAUGUUUGUCAAUCCAUUGAAACUCUCCUGCCCAAAGAGGUUGGACCUCUUUUCACCAUGGUUCUAGAAGCAUGCAAAGGCAAAUCCUGGGAGGGCAAAGAAUUGGUGCUAGAGGCACUUGUCAUGAUCUCUGUCAAAAACGCGGACUAUUUGCGUGAGAACAGUGCUCUCAUGGACCUCGUGGUACAGACAAUAAAGUUGGAACAAAAGCGGCGGAAUAAAUCAUAUCAGCUGCGUGUCAUUUUGAGCGUGAGCAAAUUCAUCAACCAAUUUCCUGAAAACAGAGAACUCGUGGAAUCUUACAUCGAUAUCAUGCGCCAGAUCUUGACAGACGAUUACUUGGAAGAUUCCGACAUCGUGAAUGUUGAUUCUCUGUCAGCAGUUGAGGAAUGGUAUACCUCAUACAUUCGCAGUGUCGUCGAGGCGUGCCCCUCACGUGCAUUUGACGAUGAUCUCUUUGCUUUCGCUCUGGAAUUGAUGAGAGGUUUCAAGGUAAGCGGACACGAAUUGACCUGGAAGACAUGUUUCUCCUUCAACGAGAAUUUUCAGAGCUUAUUAAUUGCCUUGAAUGCGGCCACGCUCAAUGAGACUCAAUUGUCGGUGGUAGCCAAAGAACUUGCAAUCUUAACAGAUUUCAAAGACAUGUACAAACUUGAAAAGAAUGUCAUCAUAUUUGCUCGCAAUGUGAAGCUUUCAUUAGACCUUUUCAAGAAGUACAAUACGCCAAGCCUCGCUGAACAACUUGUUAAAGAAGCUCAAAACUUAUUGAGCGCCAACAUUUCAAGUGUGGCAAGGCACGAAUUGGAAAUGGCCAUUUCUUAG